Perca flavescens (yellow perch) is the source of this 942-nucleotide messenger RNA. Its product is annotated as odorant receptor 131-2-like. Gene Ontology annotation, cellular component: membrane. The record is from RefSeq and is a predicted model, not a curated record. The transcript has 2 exons. Gene Ontology annotation, biological process: detection of chemical stimulus involved in sensory perception of smell; G protein-coupled receptor signaling pathway. Lineage: Eukaryota; Metazoa; Chordata; Actinopteri; Perciformes; Percidae. Gene Ontology annotation, molecular function: G protein-coupled receptor activity; olfactory receptor activity; odorant binding. Bases 49 to 942 code for a protein of 297 amino acids.
GUCAGAGAAACCUUCACCACAGCGUUGGUGAAGAACCUGAUUGUAGUUAUGGUCUGGCUCAUCCUCGGUUACAUCAACGGCAGCUUGGUUGCCACAUUUUUUAGACAUCAGACAUUUUGUGAAGACCCUCGUUACAUCCUCUUCAUCCACAUGGUGAUCAAUGACGGCAUCCAGCUGACCGUCACAGUCACACUUUUUGUCCUCAGCUACCUCUUCUACAAGAUUAAGGUCUCUUUCUGCUGCUUCUUCAUCCUGGUGGCGGUCUUCACCACCAGAAUCACACCGGUCAACUUAGCUAGCAUGGCCAUAGAGCGCUACGUUGCCGUUUGCGAGCCUUUACGGCACCCUCAAAUCUGCACAGUGAGAAGGACUUACAUUGUUAUCGGGUGGAUGUGGUUUAUCUGCGUGGCUCCGGAUAUCACAGAUCUAUUUAUGACGCUAGCAACGGAGUCCCUAAGCUUCUUUCAUGAGUCUGUGUUCUGCACACGACAAAAUGUGUUCAAAGACCCGAUCCUGGCAUUCAAAAGACAAGUUUUUGAUAUCAUCUACUUCUCCUGUGUGUUUUUGACUCUGGUCUUCACCUACUUGAGGGUCCUGUUUGCAGCCCGGGCCCUCUCCACGGACAAGAUGUCCGCCCAGAGAGCCAGGAACACCAUUCUGAUCCACGGGGUCCAGAUGGCCAUGUGCAUGCUCUCCUACAUCUCCCCUAGUGUGGAGAUCAUUCUGCAGCUAAUUUUCCCCGGCCGAAUCUCAGAAAUCAAAUAUGCACACUACCUAAUUGUCUACAUCCUGCCGAGGUUCCUGAGCCCAAUCGUCUAUGGUGUCAGAGACAAAAAGUUCAGGGUGUACCUCAGGAUGUACCUUGUAAGCAACAGGUGCAGGGUCAAAGUGCAGACAGUUGCCCCGCUUAAAACAACCCAGAUGAAUUGGAAGAAAAAAUGA